GUGUUUUUGUUUGUUUGCUUGUGGGUAGGGGUUUUUGUUUGUUUGGUUUGGGGUUUUGUUUUGUUUUUCCUAAUCAUCAUUAGAAAAAAAAUCACCUAAUCAAGCAUUAGAACAGACUGCCUUGGGAAGUGUGGGAAUUCUCAUCCCUGGAUGUGUUCAAAAGGCAUGUGGAUUUAGAACUUGAGGAUCUAGGAUGGUUUAUUGAUGAGCACAGCUCUGCUGCAUUAACAGUUGGACUCAGUGAUCUUAGAGAUCUUUUCCAACAUUAGUUCUGUGACUACAUUUCUUCUAGAUUUUAUCCAUCUCUCCAGCCAUAUUCUUGAAAGGUGUUUGCUUCUCCAACCUCUGUGAGGCUUUUAUAUUUGUUCACUUUUUCUCUUGUUUUCUGUGAUUGCUUUUUUAGUAAUUCCAUCUUUCUCCACAGGUCUCCUUUCCCUUCUCCUUCCUAUUGCAUAGUCCAUCUUUUCCUGUUAGAUCCACUUCUCUUCUCCUAAAUUUCACUCACAAAUUCUUUUGUUUCUUCAUUCUACCACUCCAAACAUGUCAGCACAUUCUUCCCUACACAUCAGCAAAUACCUGGGGAACUUUGGGCAAGAAAUCUUUUUUUUUUUUUUUCAUAUCAGUGUCAUUUUGCAGGUAAAAAGAACAAAAUAUUUCUCAUUCUUAUAGACCUGCCUUCUCUCCUUCUUGCUUUGGCUGCCAAAUAUAAUGCUAUUUCUGUUUUCAGGUUCCAUAUUCAAAGAACUCACCUGCAUUAUAUCCAGAAACUUUCCAAAUAGCAAUGGCCAGACUGUUGCAAGAUCCAUCUAAACUUCAUCCCUCAGAAUGGCACACUGCAAACAGAAUGCAGCGUGCCAGCACAGAGUCCCAGAAAUCCAGGUCAGAAUGCAUGAUAGCUGAGAGUUGGAGGCUGGUGGACGAAAUAGAAAAGACAACUCAAAAAACCCAAAUCGAUGUCAACAAGAAAUUAGAACAGAGACGGGAAGAGAUAAAAUUCUGGAAGCAAGAGUUAGAUAACAAGCUAGACCAAAUUGUUCAUGAGACAGAGAUACUGUUGACUUUCAAGAAUAGGCUGGAGAGAGCUUUGGAGGGCUGCAAAGAGCCCCUUGUCAUUGCCCAAAAGUGUCUCCUGUACAGGCAGAAGCGAGUUGGGAUUGACUUGGUGCAUGAUGAAGUGGAACAGGAACUGCUGAAGGAAGCAGAAGUCAUCCAGGGGGUUAUUGCUUUACUUGGACGUACAUUGGAACAAACAAACGAGCAAAUCAGACGAAACCGUUCAGCAAAAUACAACCUGGAUAUGGAUCUGAAGGACAAAUUCACAGCUUUGACAAUUGAUGAUUACUGUGCUAGCUUGACAAACGACACUCCUCAUAUUAUAUAUGCUGAUAAUGCAAUGAAACUAGAAGGAAAUUUUGUUAGCCCUGAGGACUGGAUAGAUUUCUCAAACAUAAAUGUUGAAAAGGCUGACAAGCAGCGAAACAAUUCUUUGGCACUGAAGGCACUUAUCAAUAGCAUCCUCUCACAGACAGCAAAUGACAUGCGCAAGCAAUGUGAGAUGGUGAAUAAUGCUUUUAGAAAUAGGGUGAAGGAAGUCAAGGAUGCCAAGCACAAGCUAGAGACACUUCUUGCAAUGGUGAUGGAUGAGACUGCCUCACAGGAGAAGAACAUUGCAGCCUUAAAGAAAGCAAUCACUGAUAAGGAAGGACCUGUAAAAGUGGCUCAAACCCGCUUGGAAGCGAGGAACCAUCGCCCCAAUGUGGAACUGUGCUACGACACAGUGCACAGCAGCCUGAUGAGUGAAGUUCAAGAGAUUACCAAAAAUAUUCAAAGAUUAAAGGAUGCAUUGGCACAGGCUGAGAUAGAGUUGAAAGGCCUGAGCCGCCGACAGCUUUCCUUGGAGGAAGAGAUCAAGGUCAAGGAGAACACACUGUACAUUGAUGAAGUGCUGUGCAUGCAAAUGAGAGAGUCUCUUUGCAUAAACAAUUACUGAAGUCAUUAUACUGGGAGACUGUGCUCCAAAGAACCAGCUCCUGCUGAAAUUUUAUUGACAAACUUCCAAAUUUAUUGGCUUGGCUCAAUGCUGUCUAGUUGUGCAAGGUAAUUAAAAGAGACCUAGUAGCUAUUUGUUUCAGAACUAUCUGUGCUCUAAAAUGUUUGAUGAAAUCUUCUGCUUGGCAAUAAAAUUCCAGAAUAAUGAGAAAUGCCCCUUCUUCCAUGUUUAUCUCACGUGUAACCAGUGAUAUCUUUUCCUAUUGAAAGGUGUCAAAAAGCAACUGUGUGGAAGCCAGAGCAGGGGUGUCCACAUAAAUCACUUAUUGGAAAGCUGGGCAAGUGGGAGGGAUGUCUCUCAGGACUGGCCAUGCGAUGUUUGGUUUUUAUCUUAGCAUCUGUUGCUAAGAACUAGACAGUAUGCCCAACUUAACAGUACCUAACUUAUAUAACUAAUAAACUAGAUAGUGUAUCUGUCUGCAUCUGAAUUAAGAUCAAGUCAAGGCUGACUUUGGGAAAAUCACUUGUUCACCCCAUGUCUGUUUCCCUAUUCAUAAAAUGGAAACAAUGAGAUGGGCUUCAGUGGUAAAGUGUCUGAAGCUCUACCAUGAGAAGUGCUGAAAAAAGAGGAGGGUCUUAUUUUUAUCAGAGUUACCUGUAAGGAUGGAAAAGAGAUCACUACUUCCUUUGGUUCUGGCAAAGAAAAAGCAAGGACAAGAAUAAAUAAUGCUGCAGACAACGAGUCCAGUUCCCAAGUCCAACAUUUUAAUGCAUGGAGUUUAAAAUUGUCCCUUGCCUCCCUCUUGCUGGAAUGAUAACUCCCUUUUGCAGGCACUGCUGUCAAAAUUCAAAUCCCUUACUAAAGCCCUCCAAA
Lonchura striata (white-rumped munia) is the source of this 2863-nucleotide messenger RNA. The record is from RefSeq and is a predicted model, not a curated record. Lineage: Eukaryota; Metazoa; Chordata; Aves; Passeriformes; Estrildidae.